AUGGAGAAGCAACAGAACCAGCCCAUCAAGGUCAGCCGGCGUGAUGAAAGCCAUCCUUCCUUCCCUCCGUCCCGAUCCGGGCCUGAUGGGGGCCGUUCAUUAGCGGGGCGAUGGCUUUCGUAUGCAGCUCUGCUGCCUCGCCACCACCUCCGCCGCAUCCCAAUUACCUCGGCUCUAAUUGAUGCUGGAUUUAUUAAACACUCGGACUGUCGUGAUGCCUGGAUGGGAUUUGAUUCCUUUCUGAGAGACAAAGGGGCCACAUUCCUCCACAGGCAGCAGCUGAAGCUGCUGAGCAGCGCGAGCUCAGGAUUCAGGUUUGUUCUCCGCUGUGUGAGGAAGGACGCUGUCCAAUUCAUCUUCUGCUCCUCAACCAAGAAGAUUCCAAUGGGCUGCUUCUCGUUUGUCAAACUGAUGGUGGUUGUUUUCAACCUUCUCAUCUUUCUUAGCGGCGUGGCCCUGCUGGCCAUGGGGAUAUGGGUGACCGCUGACCGCUCCACCUUCCUCCGGUACCUGGGACUGUUCUCCGAUCAGCCCCUGAAGUACGUCAACGUGGGCUAUCUCAUCGUGGUUCUGGCGGGCGUGCUGGUGCUGCUGGGCCUCACGGGCCUCUGCGGAGCCCAGAAGGAGAGCAAGUGUCUGCUGCUGGUGUUCUUCUCCAUCGUCCUCAUCAUCUCUGUGGCUGAGGUGGCAGCUGGAGCUGUGGCGUUGGCCUACAGUUCAUUUGCUGAGAGGAUCCUCAGAGCAUGGGCCGUCCCGGCUUUGCAGAACCACUACGGCACUGAUCCAGAUGUUUCUGACCUGUGGAACGCCACCAUGACACAGAUGAGCUGCUGUGGAUUCUCCAACUACACCGAUUUUCUGGGAUCCAGGUUCGAGGAGCAGAGUGGGGGCAGCCUGCCGGCCAGCUGUUGCCACGCCAACGCCAGCCUGUGCAGGGCGGCAGAAGCUGGACGCCGGCCUGUGCAGGGCUGUCUUCAGGGCAUCCUGGAGAUCCUCACUGUGCACGUUUUCAUCGUGGGGGGCAUCGCAGCGGGAGUCGGGGUGUUGGAGGUGACGGCCAUGACCCUGUCCAUGUACAUGUACUGCCACCUGAAGAACAGAACCACCUGAAGCCGGGAAACACAGUCAGGCCCUUCUGUUUCACCCACUCAGGCUAAACCGGAUUCACUUUCCUUCCGUUUGUUCUAAUGAGCACUAAUCAAGUGGAAACACGUGCCGUUACUUAAUAAAAUGUACCAAAUGUCA
Menidia menidia (Atlantic silverside) is the source of this 1245-nucleotide messenger RNA. The record is from the annotation of a GenBank genome assembly. Lineage: Eukaryota; Metazoa; Chordata; Actinopteri; Atheriniformes; Atherinopsidae.